AUGACAACAACAACAACAAAUAUCAGUAAUAAAGAUGAUUCAUUAAAUAAAAACAAUGAUAACUAUAAUGAUGUUAGGGAUCAAAUAGAUAAUAAUGAAGGUGAAGAGAAUGAGAAUGUUUCAUUGGAUUUAGAAAAACAAACAGUAGAGCUAUCGGAUUUCCUAAAGAACAAACCAAAAGAGUUUAUCGAUUUCUUAGUAGAGAAUGAUAUACCAUUCGAUUCUUAUGAUAUUAAAGAAAUACCAAGAUUCAUUAGAUUAAAUAAUAGAUUAUUAAAUAGUAAUGAUAAACAAGAUAUAAAUAGUUUUAUAAAACAAUUAGAAACAGAGUUGAAAACCGAGUUAAUACCACUCAAGUGGUUACCUCAUUUCUAUAAACUAUCGGAAAGAGUUGGAAUAGCUUCAUCAAAAUCUUAUAAGAAUGGUUUGAUAUAUGGUAUGGAUGCUUCUAGUGGAGCAGCAAUAUUGGCAUUAGAUCCACAGCCUGGUGAUAAUGUGUUGGAUAUAUGUUGUGCACCUGGAACAAAGCUGUCGAUGAUUGCCGACAUGAUGAAUGGAGAAGGUACUGUCACAGGUGUCGAUAUCAGUCUUCAAAGAUUGGGUUCUUGUAAAACGAUACUCAAGAAAUACAAGGUACCGAGUGCCAGACUAUUUCAAUGCGACGGUUCAACAUUCAACAUUAAAGCACCUAUUAAAGAUGAUCCAUUACCAUUCAAACCAAUUAAGAAACAAAAGAAAAAUAAUAAUAGUAAUAAUAACAAAGAAGAAUCAAAAGAAGAAGAGGAAGAAGAAGAAGAUGUAAAUAAUGAAGAAUAUAAACAAGUUAGUAAUAAUAAUAGUAGUAGUGGUAAUGGUAAUUGUAAUAAGAGAAGAGUUUCAAAGAAAAAGACAUCGAAAGUAACAUACGACCUGGAUGGAUUGUACUUUUGUAAUACUUUUUAUAUGCGAUAUUCGAAUGCACAGUUAUAUGACAAGGUUAUUGUUGACGCAGAAUGUAGUUUGGAUGCAUCGGUUCGUCAUCUUCUUCAAUACAGUAAGCUAGGUAGAAAUUUCUUACCAAACGAAUUAACUGAAUUGACCGAUUUACAGAAACGGUUAAUACAAACAGGAUUCAAUUUAUUAAAAGUAGGAGGUAGUUUAGUUUAUAGUACAUGUAGUUUCUGUAAAGUACAGAAUGAAGAUGUUGUUAAAUGGUUAUUAGAUAACAAUGCCAAUGCUAAAUUAUUACCUUGUUUCGAAGAACAACAACAAGAACAACAACAAGACAGUAAUAACAACAACAACAAUGAUUAUAAAGUACCAUAUAGUAAAGGAUUCAUUGAUAAUACAUAUAGAUUCUAUCCAAAGAAUGGAACAAGUGGAAUGUUCAUUUCAAAAUUCACAAAGAUAUGA
Heterostelium album PN500 is the source of this 1392-nucleotide messenger RNA. RefSeq names its product Putative nucleolar protein. Gene Ontology annotation, biological process: RNA methylation. Gene Ontology annotation, molecular function: methyltransferase activity. NCBI's taxonomy places the organism in Eukaryota, Evosea, Eumycetozoa, Acytosteliales, Acytosteliaceae. The transcript has 3 exons. The coding region runs from base 1 to 1392 and encodes 463 amino acids. The record is from RefSeq and is a predicted model, not a curated record.